GUCACCUGCUUCAACCAAACUUCCCCAAACCCCAAAUCACAAUUCAACACAAAUUAGAUCUCCCCCACCGGCCAACCACCACUCCGAUUCCGCCGCCGCCGCCGCCGCCCCAACCCCAGAAAUGGAGGGCGGAAGCAUCCUGGAAACGAUCGGCCACGAAAUCAUCGGCGUGAUGUCGCCGGUCUCAAUCUGCAUGCUCCUCGUCGUCCUCCUCGUCUACUCCGUGUACAACCCCUCCUCCGCCGCCGCCUCCGCCACCACCAUCCGCACCGCCGCCAAUUUAGUCUACCUCGAGUCGCCGAGCGACUCCACCGCGCAGAAGCUCGAGGGCGCGGUCCUGAACGCCGUCGUUUUCGUGGUCUUCCUAACCCUAGUCACCUUCCUCCUCCUCCUCCUCUACUACUACCGCUUCAACAAUUUCCUCCUCUACUACACCCGCUUCUCCGUUUUCACCAUCUUCUCCACCAUGGGCAGCUCCAUACUCAUCUCCAUCGUACAGAGGUUCAACAUUCCAAUCGACGCCGUCACUUUCUACGUCCUGCUGUUCAAUUUCACCGUCUUGGGCACGAUUUCCGUUUUCUCAAACGGAAUCCCGAUCAUCGUGAAGCAGAGCAACAUGGUGGUUUUGGGAAUUAUCGUGGCUGCCUGGUUCACGCGAUUGCCCGAAUGGACUACUUGGGUUGUUUUGGUGGCACUGGCAUUGUACGAUUUAGCGGCGGUCUUGGCUCCGGGCGGUCCGUUGAAGCUGCUAGUUGAAUUGGCUUCGACUAGAGAUGAAGAGCUGCCUGCAUUGAUUUACGAGUCGAGACCGAAUAUAGGGAGGAAUUCCGCAGCUAGGGAUUCAAGUUUAGGGCUUUUCGUUGCAGCAGGACUCGGUAUGUCUACUGAUAAUAACAAUAAUAACAAUAGUAAUAGCGGUUCGGUAGAGUUACAAGACAUGUUGAGGAAUGGUGAUAGCAACAACGGAAACGAGGCUCGAGGAGGGGGAGAUUCAGUCAUUUCAGUAGAGGAAGAUGGAGGGGAGACUUCACCUUUGAUGCAAAGGCGAUUAAACGACACCACUGAUUAUAAUAAUAAUUCGGAUAAUAAUGGAAGGGUUUUGCGAGGGGAUCAGACGGAAGAGGUGGAGAUGGAAGAAGUGAAUUCGAGGGGGAUAAAGCUUGGAAUGGGGGAUUUUAUAUUCUACAGUGUACUCGUGGGAAGGGCGGCAAUGUACGAUCUGAUGACCGUUUAUGCUUGUUAUCUUGCGAUUAUAUCGGGACUUGGUUGUACUCUGAUAUUGUUGGCUGUUUGCCGUCAUGCAUUGCCAGCGCUUCCUAUUUCGAUUACUCUUGGGGUCGUAUUUUACUUCUUGACGAGAUUGUUGAUGGAGCCGUUUGUGGUGGGGUGUUCUACUAAUUUAAUGAUGUUCUAGUACAGCGCAUUUGAUUUAGUGAAAAAUGGAUUUUGUGGAUUUGGGAAUGUAGAUAAACUUGUAUGCACCGCAACGAGUGCUGUUUGAAAAUGGGGUUUUAAACUGCUCCCAAGACAGCUUAUGAUCCAUUUUAGCUUAUGAUCCAUUUCGUACAGGAAUGAGUCGAAUGACGAGUGAAUUCUUUGCAUCGCAGGUCUGAUUUUGUUGUUUACAGCUUACAAAUAAUGAUCUGCGUGUAAUUUAUUGCUAGAGAGGUGAAACGGAACUCUGUUUUCUUGAUUCCAGUUUCACUUUUUGUAGCUUUUAUGUUCUUAUACACUACUUGGUGAGAAUUCGAAGUGCUGACUUCCAUUAACAGUAGUUUACGGUUUUGGCUUUAGUAAGAAUCGUAAGUGAAAAGGAAGUCUAUUUAUCUUCCUUUUGUGAGGGUGUUGCCUGUUGAAUUAUCUAUACAUAACCAUGGUGCCUGUUUGAUGUAUUGGUUCGCCCUUUUUUGAUGUGAUUGUGGAAGUAGAAUUGUGUACUUUGUA
This is a messenger RNA of Erythranthe guttata (spotted monkey flower), 1944 nucleotides long. RefSeq names its product Presenilin-1. Gene Ontology annotation, molecular function: aspartic endopeptidase activity, intramembrane cleaving. The record is from RefSeq and is a predicted model, not a curated record. Lineage: Eukaryota; Viridiplantae; Streptophyta; Magnoliopsida; Lamiales; Phrymaceae. Gene Ontology annotation, biological process: protein processing; membrane protein ectodomain proteolysis. Gene Ontology annotation, cellular component: gamma-secretase complex; membrane.